AUGGAUCCUCCGCUCGUCAGUUUCCCGCUUCUUCGGACAUGGAUACUCCUGGUCGCCAUGACAACGCAGACGACAGAAGGAGUGUGUCCAAUAUCAGGCUAUGCCAGUCUUAACGGAGUUUGCUACAAGAGUUUUGCUGAGGAGAAGACAUACGAUGAGGCUCGGCAGACUUGUGCCUCAGACGGCGGGCUGUUGGCCAUGCCGAAGGACAGAGCCAUCGACGCUUUUCUCGGCACUCUGGCAGAUGCAGUUCGCUGGAUUGGGUUAACUGACAUCGACAGCGAAGGGCAGUGGGUAUUUGAGGAUGGCCGAACUCUGUCGUCAACUGGAUAUGCCAACUGGGCUGACGAUGAGCCAAACAAUUUUGGCGGUCGACAACACUGUGUCGUAAUUGAAGAAACUGGCAAAUGGAAUGAUAAAUUAUGCAGCCAAAUCCAAGGCUUCAUAUGUCAGAUGGAUGAAGGUCCCUACGGUAGGCUUGGAUGUUGGACUGACAGUGGUGAUCGCGCCAUUCCAGUCAAUCUGGAAGGGACAGAUCCCCGACUGGAUGGAGCUUUUCACUCUCGGCUGAACGCCAUUGAGAAGUGUUACCGGGUGGUCAAGUCCCGUGGGUUCCAAGUUUUCGGUGUUCAAGACGGGGGCCAGUGUUGGUCGUCUGCACCGGGAGGAGAGGCCUACAAGAAGCAUGGACCGUCCACCGCAUGUGCUGAAGAUGGGAAGGGCGGCUCAUGGGCAAAUGAAGUCUAUAGAAUCAUACGUGUCCCAUACAGAAGUAUCGGCUGUUGGGGUGAGGAUAGCCCUAAGGCGAUCCCGAGUCUGGAAUUGACGGACCCCCGCCUGGAUGGAGACUACCAAACUCGCGCCAACCCCAUCGAGAAGUGUUACUGGGUGGCCAGGGAACGGGGGUUCCCCAUGUUUGCCAUCCUGGACGGGGGUCAGUGUGGCUCAUCAGCAACAGCGAUGGGAACGUACCAACUGCACGGGUUGGCUGAUAACUGUGUUAACGGAGAAGGAGCAUCGGAUGCCAAUGAUGUCUACGAAAUCGUUUACGACGAGCGCUGCCCCGAUGGCUAUACGUUAUUUGCCGAGGACUGCUUCAAGGUAUUUCCCGACACAAAAACGCACUCGGACGCACAGACACACUGCAACAAUGAGGGUGGCAGCCUGGCGAUGCCCAAAGACGAAGCAACCCACCAGCUACUCGAGUACCUGUUGGAGAGAGAAAAGGCUGCAGGGUCCUUCGUUGGUUUGAAACGAGUCACCGGCACUGACAGUUGGAGAUGGGAGGAUGGAAGUGACUUGGGCAGUUUCAGUAGCUGGAAGACUGGAGAGCCAGAUGGUCAGGACUGUGUGAAGUAUAACAGCGACCGCAACUGGGUUGACAUCACGUGUUCACAGAACCUCGGCUUUAUCUGUCAAGUACCACAAGCCUCUGAGUGGCGGCAGCUGUUCGCAACAGCACGUGGUACGGGACAGAAAGUCUUCGAUGCAUGGAGUGCGGAUUCUGACACCGCGGUCCAGCACGACAAAAGCCCCCUUGUUGAGCUGUGGUCGUACCUGGGCAUCAGUAAGGUUAAGGUCGUGUUGGAGUCCACAUCUGGGGAUGUUACGCUGACCUUCGACGGACAAAACACCGACAAGUACAGCUGGUUCUCCAAGUCUCGCCUGAUCUCAUCACCAUGGACUGAUCUGGACACUGAGCCAAUAGACACAUUUUCCAUCCACGACGAACCCAGUCAAAGGAGUUUCCUCAUCAGUCGGAAUCAUGCUGUCUGUGGAAGCGCCCGUGGUUGGUUAAGUUUGGCUGAGGGUGGAACGUCUGCUACUUGUACGUGGGAACAGACACCCAACGAUGACGUUCCGGCCAUUCUCUACUCCACUGCCACUAACAACGUUGCUUGGAGUGCAGGCGACUCUACAGUUGGGAGAGCCGAUCGUAUGGUCAUCUACGUCACGACCGUCAAGCACUGUCCGGAUGGCUAUACACCGUUCACCGAGGCAUGCUACAAGAUAUUCACCGAUGAAAAACAGUACACGGAUGCCCAGACUCACUGUAACAAUGAAGGUGGCCAUCUAGCGAUGCCCAAAGACCAUGCUACCAGCAGUCUACUUUCCUACCUAGCGAGGCAAGGAAAUCCUGGAGUACAUUACUACAUCGGCUUGACGGCCGACGGUAACACUUGGAAAUGGAGCGAUGGGAGUGAACUGGUCGGCUUUAGUCAUUGGGCAGAGAAUGAACCAAAUGUUGCGAGCGAGGAAUGUGUUGUCCUACUUAAAGGUUCCAACUACCAGUGGGCUGAUGUACAAUGUUCUAACUCCUAUGGCUUCAUCUGCCAAGUACCAGCAUCUGAGUGGCAACAAGUGUUUGCAACAGUACCUGGUACAGGACAGACAGUCUAUGAUGCUUGGAAUGCAAGCUCUGACACCCCGGUCCUCCAUUACAAAAGCAACCUUGUAGAUCUAUGGGCGUCACUUGGCAUCAAAAAGGUGAUGGUUGUGUUGGAGUCCAUGUCUGCGCAUGUUAAACUUGUCUUCAACGGACAAAACACGGACAAGUACAGCUGGUUCUCCAAGCCUCGCCUGAUCUCGUCACCGUGGACCGACCUGGAAACAGAGGCGAUAGAAACAUUUUCUAUCCUGGAUGAAUCUAGCCCCGAAUCCAGCCGAAGGAGUUUCUUCAUCAGUCGGAACCAUGCUGACUGUGAAAGUGCUGGUGGUUGGUUAAGUGUGGCCGAGGCUGGGACUUGCACAAUGUGGGAACAGACAUCCAGCGGUGACGCCCCGGCUAUUCUCUACUCCACUGUCUCCAAUUACGUCACUUGGAAUAGUGGUUGUAUGGUGGCAGGCUAUGUUCGUUUUAAUGGCAUUUGCUACAAGAGCUUUGGGGAUCGUGUGACAUGGGAUGAGGCAAAGCAGACGUGUGCGGCAGACGGGGGCAUUUUAGCCAUGCCGAAGGACGAUGCCACCAAUACUUUCCUCGCUAAUCUAGAAGAAGUAGUAGGGGGUCGUUGGCUUGGGUUGACUCAUCCCAACAGCGAUGGCCAGUGGGUAUUUGAGGAUGGUCAAACCCUGACACCAUCAGACUUCUCCAACUGGCGUGCCGGUACACCGGAUAUCAGCGCCCAUGGCUGUGCAGGAUUUUAUGGGGAGACAAGAAAAUGGGCCCCAAAAACCUGUACUGAAAAUAAACCAUUCCUCUGCCAGCUAAAUCAGGUUGAAUCCACUGUUGGGAGUGCCCACCGCAUGGUCAUCUACGUCACGACCGAAACUGGACCUGUCCGUGACCACAGAGGAACUGAGUUUAUCCUGGCAUUCACGGAGAACUCCCAACGUGAUGGGGAGGUGCCGAGACUGUACAUCACUGGUACCGGCACCACCUCAACCCGCGUCACCGUGACUGUGCCCGCCACGAGUUUCAGAUCAUCCGUCAGCAUUACGUCUAGUCAGGUGACAGAAGUGCAGCUGCCCCCUAGCGGCGUGGAGAUGAGCGGCAGUCAGAAGGGAAAGUGGGCCGUGUCCGUCACAGCCGACGACGAGAUUAUGGUCUACGGUGUGACAAAAGGAGAUGGCUACCUGGCACUGCCCACUGAUGUCCUCGGGAAGGAGUAUUUCGUACCUUGUAGCACUGUCGGUUCAGUUUCCAGAUCUGUAACAUCAGGAGAAGGGAUGUUUAUGAUGAUGGCCAUGGAAAUGGCUAUGAUACCCACAGAGAUCCACGGGCAGGAAGACCAAGUUAUCCUGCAGAGAGAUCUCAUCGCACUACAGGAUUGGGCAACUACAACAUGUACUUGGGGCAUGAAAUUCAACCCUAAGAAGUGCAACACGAUGUCCAUCACGCGUAACAAGAACCCUCUCACUUGGAUGUACGAGAUGUGUGGCGAGUUACUCCAACAGACAGAGAAAGCCAAGUAUCUUGGUGUCACUUUCAGUAAUGACCUGAAAUGGUCAUCUCAUGUCAACACAACAGUGAAACGAGCCAACCAUACACUUCACUUUCUCAGUCGAAAUCUCCGCUACUGUCCUCGACAAGUCCGCGAGACUGCAUACUUCAGCCUAGUCUGCUCCACCGUCGAGUAUGGGUCAGUCGUCUGGGAUCCUUACCUGAGAAAGGACAUCGACGCACUUGAAAUGGUCAACAGAAGAGCGGCACGGUUCGUGACGAAGUUUGGCAUUGUUGGUGUCGAGGAUGGCACGACUGUGAACAUCAUCCCGACCGUGUACGUGGCGUUGGACGGCCAGAACUACAAUGCCGGACAGACCAUAACCGUCACGUUGAACAAGAUGGAGUCCCUACAGCUACAGGCGCAGUUUGAUCUGACUGGAUCAAAGGUCACAUCUGACAAGCCGGUGGCGGUGUUCAGUGGGAACAAGUUCAAAGUGGCAUUCGAUGUGUCUGGAAACGGAGGACAGGUUGUGGAGAUGAUCCCCCCUGUGGACACCUGGGGUAGGGAGUUUAUCGUCUUGCCACUCAACGACAGCAUUGGUGAGAACAGGAUCCGUGUCUUGGCCGCCAGAGACAAUACUGAGGUUAGGGUGACUGGACAAAGCACAAGGACACUGGCUGCUGGUGAGGACUGGCAGCUGAACAUACCGACUGACCAGUACAUCCAUGUCUCCGCCACAGCGCCUGUCCUGGUGGUACAGUACAGGAUCAAGGAGAACAACGACAUCCCCUCGGACUCUUUUAUGAUGGUGGUCCCGCCGGUUUCGCAGUUCAUGACGGAGUACAUUUUCACAGCAGCAGAAUCUCAUCCUGACCUUGAGCAUCACCUCAACAUCGUCAUUGAGACGUCAGAAAUAAGUGGACUACGAUUGGACAGUGCUGCUCUUGACAUUGACUUGAACUGGACCGCGAUUCCCAAUACAGUCAUGUCAGCAGCACGUGUUCACAUCCAAGGUGGCAUCCACACGUUGGUCCAUACCUCUCCUAUUGUACCGUUUGGUGUCACGUGCUACGCGUACACAGAGAACGGUGCGUAUGGGUACCCAGGAGGCUUCCGUCUCGCUGAUGUAACCUCGUCGUGUGCCAGGUCUUUGCCCAUCGCAGGUGACGAUAUGGACAAUGACUGUGACGGUACGAUUGAUGAAGAGCUUCUGAAUGAGUGGGACGAUGAUGGUGAUGGGAGGGUUGACGAGGAUUUAGCAGCUGAUGGAAUUGUGUACCUGACAACAGUGGAUAGUUUUACGUUCUACAAGGUCCCCGUCACAGGAGUGAUGAAGUCAGCAAACGUGAAGGCCACGUGUGAAGCUGUAAAAAUGAGCUUCCCCUGCUACUAUACGACAAGCAAACACAAUGAAUGGACAGAAGGUUGUAUUGAACAUAGCGAGCAAGACAGUAAUCAGCACACGUUUAAGGUACUGUCUGAGAAAAUGUGUGGCAAUAGUUUGGAGGCUAGUUGUCUGCCGCUUGAUGGUGUGUUUGCAUAUAUGCCUGAUGACUGGGAGGAUGGUAGCGCCAAAGGGAUUGACAUUAGCACCAACGCUAAUCACCUAAAGGGGAAAGACUAUUACAACAAGUAUGCCUUGUGUAGUGGCAAUAUUGAUUUAUGA
Branchiostoma floridae (Florida lancelet) is the source of this 5550-nucleotide messenger RNA. RefSeq lists its product as uncharacterized. Bases 1 to 5550 code for a protein of 1849 amino acids. The record is from RefSeq and is a predicted model, not a curated record. Lineage: Eukaryota; Metazoa; Chordata; Leptocardii; Amphioxiformes; Branchiostomatidae. The transcript has 24 exons.